Sodiomyces alkalinus F11 is the source of this 2378-nucleotide messenger RNA. Its product is annotated as Serine/threonine-protein kinase Rio1. Gene Ontology annotation, molecular function: protein serine/threonine kinase activity; ATP binding. The transcript has 2 exons. Gene Ontology annotation, biological process: maturation of SSU-rRNA; protein phosphorylation. NCBI's taxonomy places the organism in Eukaryota, Fungi, Ascomycota, Sordariomycetes, Glomerellales, Plectosphaerellaceae. The coding region runs from base 242 to 1888 and encodes 548 amino acids. Gene Ontology annotation, cellular component: cytosol; preribosome, small subunit precursor. The record is from RefSeq and is a predicted model, not a curated record.
GUCACUGGUUGGGGGUUCCCCCGCCAAGUCCAGAUAAGAUAAGGGAGGAAAAGAAAUUCGGCUGUUGGGUCUGAAAAUCGCGGUCGAUGAAAUCAUCACAGGCAACACAUUCGAACCGAAGAAGUCACAAUAUAAAUACGAGAACUCGGGGUGCUUUGCUAGGAACGGACUCUCAGAUUCUUUAGGCGAAUAACUUACAAUUUAUUCUUUCUCAACGCAAGUACCGCUAGAUUCUCCGACGAUGGCGUCCACCGCCUCUCCAUCCGCUCCGCCAUACACCUACACGGCGAACCGAGGCUACGAGUCAACCCAAGAUGCUCUCUCCAAAGUCCAACAGAGUGGCGAACCUCCUGUCGAUCCGGAGGAAGACGGCGACAUCAACGACAUCUUCGAGGACGACGAGGUCAUGGAUGACGACUGGCGGCUCGAGUCCGGCGAUCUGACCAAGUCGUACAACCGACAACGCAUGUUCCGCAACGCAAACGAGUCGAGUGCGACCGCGACCGCGACCGCGACCGCGACGCCCAGAUCCAAUGCACAAAAGCCUACGGCCAAUACAUUUGCCAGCGUCGACGACCAAGUAGCCGCCCUUUCGAAGCAUGCCGCCAAGAUCCGCCUCGACAGCGUCAAGGCCGAGGAGGAAAGAACAAGAGACAAGGCGGACCGCGCCACCACCGAGCAGGUUCUGGACCAGAGAACGCGAAUGAUCCUGCUGCAGAUGAUUAACCGAGGUAUCGUCAGCGAGGUCCACGGGACCAUCAGCACCGGAAAAGAGGCCAACGUGUACCACGCCGUGCUACAAGCCGACGACGGCCCUGCCGUGCAGCGGGCCAUCAAGGUCUACAAGACGUCCAUCAUGGUCUUCAAGGAUCGUGAGCGAUACAUCGCCGGCGAAUACAGGUUUCAGAAAGGUUACGAUAAGAGCAACAGCCGCAAGAUGGUCAAGCUGUGGGCGGAGAAAGAGUUCAGGAACAUGAGGAGGAUAUACACCGCCGGCAUUCCCUGCCCCGAGCCCGUCCACCUCAAGCUGCAUGUUCUCGCCAUGAGCUUCUUGGGCGACAGGAGGGGCUGGGCAUACCCCCGGCUCCGGGACGCCGUCCUGGCUGGAGAUGACACCGACCAGCAGUGGAGGACACUCUACGUUCAGUUGCUGGGCAUCAUGCGGCGUCUGUACCGCGUCUGCAGGCUUGUCCAUGCCGACUUGAGCGAGUACAACGUCCUCUACAACGAAGGGACGCUCUACAUCAUCGACGUCUCGCAGAGCGUCGAACCCGACCAUCCUAGGGCUCUCGAGUUCCUCCGUAUGGACAUUAAGAACGUCGGGGACUUCUUCCGCCGCAAGGGCGUCGAUACGCUCACGGACCGCGUCAUCUUCGAUUUCGUGACGUCGGUCGAGGGCCCGACCGAGGAACCGGGGCUAUCCGAGGCCAUCGAGCGCCUCUACGAGACCCGUGGGGACGAGGCCGCCGCGGAUGAUGCCGAAGUAGACAACGAGGUGUUCCGUAACCAGUAUAUCCCACAAACGUUGCAACAAGUGUACGACAUUGAGAAGGAUGGCCAGCGCAUCGAACAGGGCGAAGGCGGCAAGCUGGUUUACAAGAACCUUCUGGCGGAGAAUGUGGUCGACAAGAAGGAGCAGCAACAGGAGGACGACGAGGAAGACGACGAGUCUGAGGAGGACGAGUCUGGGAGUGGUGCGGACCUCAGCAGCGAGGACGAGUCCAAGUAUGAAAAGGGCAAGCCGAGGGGAAAGAAGCACGGGGAUAAGGAGGAGAAGAAGCUGCACAAGCAAGCCGUCAAGGAGGCGAAGCGGGAGAAGCGGAAAACCAAGAUUCCGAAGCACAUCAAGAAGAAGAUGGUCUCCGAAUCGUCGCGGAAGCAUAAAUAGACAAGGCUGGCGGCUGCUCCCCGAUAUGGCGCAUGGCUUUUUCUUGUAGUUUACCUACGGAGUAUUCCCUCAGCUGAGAGGAGACGGAGACUACUCUGGGGCACGACAACCAUACGCCGCAAUCGGAUGAUGAAGCGAAACGAUCAACCCCGGCCCCCGAACUGGCUGCUGUGUUUCGCAGUCAUGCGUAACCGCUUGCCCAAUGGGUGAUGUCGGGCGUUGCCUGACAACGUCUUGUUGAACAGGCGUCGUGAUGAUCAAAGAGAGCUCUGACGAUUUGUGCUGCGUUGGUGAAUCCAGACCUCGGAUACCGAGAAGACGGCAUUCGACGGGUGAUUCACGUCAUAAGGGCCUGUGAAUCCAAAUUCUCGGCUCGUAUCGUCGGUAUGCCUGAUAGCCUACCGUGAGUAUAGGCUUUUACAAUGGAAACCUUUAGCGCAUCUCUGUCUCAAUCCUACCUACACUGGCGCUUUAAAGCCGUGGCGUACCG